Solanum dulcamara is the source of this 1212-nucleotide messenger RNA. RefSeq names its product putative RING-H2 finger protein ATL21A. The record is from RefSeq and is a predicted model, not a curated record. Gene Ontology annotation, molecular function: polysaccharide binding. Lineage: Eukaryota; Viridiplantae; Streptophyta; Magnoliopsida; Solanales; Solanaceae. The transcript has 2 exons. Bases 24 to 1157 code for a protein of 377 amino acids.
AUCGAGAUUCAUUCUUGAAACAUAUGGACAAUUUGGUAGUUUUCUUUCUCUCUUUUCUGCUCUUUUCACCUGUAUAUGGAAACCAUGAUUGCCCCCUGGAUUCUAUUUGUGGAAAUAAUCGUUUUGACAUACGAUUUCCUUUUGGAUUAGAAGAUCCGCAAAAUCUUCAGCACUGUACAUAUAAUCCUGGUUUCAAUAUUUUAUGCAACAAUCAAGGCAGAGCAAUUUUAAGUCUUCCUGGUGCAGGGGAUUUCUACGUACGCAAUAUCAACUACCUCACACAAGAAAUUCAACUCUACGAUCAAUUUAAUUGCCUUCCAAAACGGCUUACUAAUUUUCAACUUCCUUCUUCUUUUGUCUUCAAGGCUGUUUCUUAUCGGAACUACACUUUCUUGACUUGUUCGACAGAUUUGGUCAUGUCUCGUUUCAGUGUUAUUGGUUGUAUGAGUAAUUCCACUAUCUCCACUUUGGCUACUUCUUCAACUAGCCUUGCAAACCAAAUGAAAAGUUUGUAUAAUUGUAGUGUAAAUAACACUUUGUCUCUUCCUGUCUCGUGGACUCCUUUAUAUGAGGCAGUUUUUUCAAGUGACCUUGAUAAUGAUCUUGUUUUAACAUGGGAUGAACCGAAUUGCCAAGAAUGCGAAGUAGACGGAGAACUUUGUGGGUUUAAGAAUGCAACUACUGGAGAAAUUCAAUGCUUUGAUGUUCCUGGAACAGGCAGUACAAAAGGUAUACAAAUUUUCCGAAUUGUUGCACUAGCCUUAGUGAUGCCAGCCAUCACAUGUUCAAUGGUUCUGACUUGUUACAUCUGCUAUGUGCAAAGUCGAGACAGCCGCCGAGCGGCAGCUGCUCUCCAGAACACUACUGCCGGUGGAGCAGCCGUAGUACCACAACCGGAAACGGCUAUCGGCCUCAACGAUUCGACGAUCGAAUCGUACACAAAAGUUGUCCUAGGAGAAAGUCGGAGAAUUCCAGGGCCAAAUCAUGGAAUUUGUCCAAUAUGUUUGGCAGAGUACAAUCCAAAAGAGACAGUGAGAUGCAUACCUGAAUGUGAACAUUGCUUCCAUGCUGAAUGCAUUGAUGAAUGGUUAAAGAUCAAUGGUACUUGUCCUGUUUGUAGAAAUAAUCCUUCCCCUGUUCAUCUUAAUUUUUCAUAACACAUUUUUUCCCCACAUCUGAUAGAGUUUUGUCUGUAUAUGAUAUGUAUUGAAA